AUGAAGAGUGUUGGAAAAGGAAAGAAGGGCAAGCUGAUACAGCAUUUCACCAGCCAAAGUCACAGAGAAGCAUUACGAGAUUUUGCAAGAUUCACUAACCCACAUCAGAACGUUGAUGCACUUUUGGAUUUGUCUCGUCGUCAUGAAAUGAUUAAAGAAACUGACGACGCAAUGUUUAACACCAAAAUUAUGUUAAUAUUAUGUGAUGCUGCUCGCACCAUGGCUAUGCAGGACCUUGCAUUUCGUGGAAAUACUGACGAAUCCAGCAACUUUCAUGAGAUUGUGAAGUUAAUCAGUCGACAUUGCGGCAUUUUGAAAUACUGGCAGAACCAAACAAGGAUGCGACCAUACCAUGUUACCUAUAUGAGCAAAGACACCCAAAAUGAGUUGAUAAAGUUGCUAGGUGACGCAGUGAGGCAUCGUAUGGUGAAGGAGCUAGAGGAAGUCUCAGCGUUCUCAGUAAUGGCUGAUACUACCCCGGACACAAGCAAUAAAGAUCAGAUGGCAAUUGUUGUAAGAUACGUCGUCAAUGCCAAGCCGGUUGAGCGUUUACUGUGUCUGAGGAUUCUCAAAGACAAGUCCGGAGAAGGCCAUGCUGCAGAAAUUUUGAAAGCUCUCAAUGAGUGUAGUGUGGACCCACAAAAACUCGUCUUUCAAUCGUACGAUUUUGCGUCAUGUAUGUCUGGAAAGUAUAAAGGAUGCCAACGAGUGCUAAGUGAUAAAAUUCAAGAAGAUUUUCCACACAAAAAGGAAAUCCUUUACAUCCCAUUCCAGGCUCACAGGCUGAGUACAUAUGUAGAACGAAGCUCCAAAGCAAGCAGUCUUGUAUCAUCGAUGUUUGACAUAUUACAGUCAUUGUACACAUUCUUUUCUAGUAGCACCAAGCGAUCUGAAGCACAUGAAAAAGCACAAGUUGAAAUAGAAGGGGCCUUGAAGAUGCGAAAUCUUUCGCAAACUCGUUGGAUUGCUAGAUCUGAAUCUAUUGACAGUGUCUGGAUCUCUUUGACAGUAAUCGUCUCGCUGCUCGAGCAGAUAAUGGAUAGACAACUUGACUGUGACAAAAACACACAGGAUCAAGCCAAAGCAAUUUUGAAGAAAAUGAAAACAUUUGAUUUUGUUUUCAGCUUGGCUACUAUGAGAUUCAUAAUGCGGCGCUGUAAGGUUCUGGUUGUGCAAUUUCAGGAAGAGGGUUUGAAUUUACUCGACGCACUUGAGCUAGUGUCAUCGACAACUAGGGCGUUAGAAAAGAUUCGAAAUGAAGAUGACGUGCAAAAGCAGAUUGAAGCUGCCACACAAAUUGCAAUGCACAUGGGAAUAAAUCUAGAAGAGGAGUUUCAGCACCGCCACAGAAGAAGAUUGAUUCCAAGAAGAAUUGAUGAAAACCGAGACAACGAGGAGGCAUUCUCCUUCCAGACGUUUUAUUCGAAAGAGAUUUAUUCUGUACUUGAUCAGAUAAUUACAGAUUGUAAAGAAAACUGGGGUAGCAUUUUGAAGAAAAUAAAGCCGUUCACUGUUUUGUUGCCUCCUUGGGAUAACUUAAGGGAAGAACAAGCAGAGGAUCUGGAGCAUUUGUUGUCGGGGAAAGUUUCAAGUGGCAGUCUUAUUGCAGAGCUUACUGUUUUGAGAGAGGACUUCCAAGAGAAAAAGUUGGUAAAGAGCAUGACAGUCCGUGAAAUUGCAAAGUUCGUAUAUAGUCGAAGGCACAUUAAUCCGGCAAGCAACACAGCAUAUACAUUCCUUCAAACAGCACCAAUUACUGUGGCUUCAAAUGAAAGCUCUUUUAGCAAACUAAAGUUGGUGAAGACUAAGCUGCGGAGCACAAUGCUCCAGGACCGCCUGGAAUCUCUGAUGCUGAUAUCAUGCGAGAAGGAUUUCUCUGAAAAUGUCAACUUGGAAGAUGUUGUCAAGAACUGGAUACACUUAAAAAACAGAAGAGUUCGAUUUGACACUACUUAA
Molecule: messenger RNA, 1956 nt
Organism: Rhopilema esculentum
Lineage: Eukaryota; Metazoa; Cnidaria; Scyphozoa; Rhizostomeae; Rhizostomatidae
Source: RefSeq, a predicted model, not a curated record